AUGCCUAACUACACUCUGUACUACUUCAAUGGCCGCGGACGUGCCGAGAUCUGUCGUAUGUUGAUGGCCGCUGCCGGCGUCCCAUACACCGACAAGAGGUUCGAAUUCAACGAAUGGGACAAAUACAGGAAUGUCUAUCUAUCUAUCUAUCUAUCUAUCUAUCUAUCUAUCUAUCUAUCUAUCUAUCUAUCUCAGUCUGUGCAUAUCAAGUUAUUGCACCAAUUUUUUCAAUUCUAUCUCAGUUUGUUCAUAUCUAUCUAUCUAUCUAUCUAUCUAUCUAUCUAUCUAACUAAUUCUUUUUAUAUCCAUCUUGCAAUCUCAUUCUCCAUUCAUAUGUAUUUUGCUCUCUCAUUUUGUUCAUAUCUAUAUAUUUAUCUAUCUAAAUAUCUACCAAUGUCAGGCUGUUUAUAUCUAUCUAUCUAUCUAUCUAUCUAUCUAUCUAUCUAUCUAUCUAUCUCAGUUGGACUGUUUAUUUAUCUGUCUAUCUAUCUAUCUAUCUAUCUAUCUAUCUAUCUAUCUAUCUAUCUAUCUAUCUAUCUUAAUGAUGCUAUGCGAUAUGAUGUGUUAUUGUUGCUUGGAGAACCCGAUGAUGGAGAACCAGUCCAUGUUCAACAACUACCCCAAACUGAUGGCCCUGUGGAAACGCGUCGCUGCCCACCCCAAGAUCUGUGA
Molecule: messenger RNA, 672 nt
Organism: Acanthosepion pharaonis
Lineage: Eukaryota; Metazoa; Mollusca; Cephalopoda; Sepiida; Sepiidae
Source: the annotation of a GenBank genome assembly